AUGAUCAGCAAAGACUACCAACAUAUUCUUUCACUGUAUUUUGCCAUUCAUGAGAUCAACAAGAACAUUAAGCUGUUACCCAACACUACUCUAGAAGUGGAGAUUUUUGAGCAUAGUUUUGUAAUAAAUUUUGCCAUUCGGAACAUUCUAAAAUUUCUUUUUUUAAAGCAAGGGAAUGCCUUGAAUUACAAUUGUGUCAGAAGGAUGAAAAGCAAGCUCUGGGAUGUCAUUGGUGGCCUCACAUCUCACAGCUCUAUCCACAUAGCUCACAUUUUGAACAUCUACAAAAUUCCACAGCUCAGUUAUGGCUCAUUGGACCCAGCCCUGAGUGAUAAAAUGCAGUUCCCGUCCUACUUCAGUCUGGUUCCCAAUGAACAUCUUCCUCACUUUCUUAGACACAUCCGUUUUAAUAACAGUGCAGGUGAUGAAAUUUUUUUUGAUGACAAGGGAAACUUUGACCCCAGAUACGAUAUCCAGAACCUGGUAACAUUCCAUAAUAAUUCCUUCCAAAGAGUCCAAAUUGGAAGAAUGGACGCCAGAGCCCCUGAUGGGAAAAAGUUCAUCAUUAAGGAAGAUGCCAUUCAUUGGCAUCACAAAUUUGAGAAGGUACCUCCUCAUUCCAGAUGUGUUGAGAGCUGCCACCAGGGAUUCAUGAAAGUCGUUCAAGAAGAGGCACAAAUUUGUUGCUACACUUGCACCAAGUGCUCCGAAGGAAGAAUUUCAUUUCAAAUUGAUGCAGACCAAUGUGAGAGGUGCCCAAAAGAUCAGUAUGCAAAUGCAGGAAGAGAGCAGUGUCUUCCCAAAACUUUCAGUUAUUUAUCCUACAGUGAACCCUUGGGAGUCACACUGACUUCCUUGACUCUUUUCUUUUCAGGAAUCCUCAUUUUAGUGGCAGUGACUUUCAUUCUGCACUGGGACACCCCCAUUGUCAAAGCCAACAACAGGAACAUCACAUGCAUCCUUCUUUCCUCUCUCCUGCUUUGUUUUCUCUGCUCACUGCUAUUUAUUGGCUGGCCAGGGGAGGUAACUUGCUUUCUCAGGCAAACAAUAUUUGGCACAGUUUUCUCCAUUUCUGUCUCCUGCAUCUUGGCCAAAACCAUCACGGUGGUUCUGGCCUUCAUGGCCUCUAAGCCAGGAAACCAGAUGAGGAAGUGGUUAGGAAGAAGACUGGCAGGAUCCAUCAUUGUCAUCUGCUCCUUCAUUCAAGUUGUUAUCUGUGUAGUGUGGUGGACCACAUUUUCUCCAUUCCCUGAGUUUGACAUGCAAUCCCAGAUGGAUAAGAUCAUUGUGCAAUGUAACGAAGGUGCUGAUUUCAUGUUUUAUAUCGUGCUGAGCUAUUUGGGACUUCUGGCCAGUAUCAGUUUCACCGUGGCUUUUUUUGCCAGGAAAUUGCCAGAUACCUUUAAUGAAGCCAAGCUGAUCACCUUCAGUAUGCUUGUGUUUUGCAGCAUUUGGGUGUCCUUCAUCCCAGCUUAUCUUAGCACCAAAGGGAAAUAUAUGGUGGCUGUGGAGAUCUUCUCCAUCUUGGCCUCUACUGCAGGUCUACUGGGUUGCAUCUUUCUCCCCAAGUGCUACAUUAUUCUCCUGAAGCCACAUCUAAACACAAAAGAACAUUUGUCCAAGAGAACGGUUUAA
Molecule: messenger RNA, 1635 nt
Organism: Thamnophis elegans (Western terrestrial garter snake)
Lineage: Eukaryota; Metazoa; Chordata; Lepidosauria; Squamata; Natricidae
Product: vomeronasal type-2 receptor 26-like
Exons: 5
Coding region: 1-1635 (544 amino acids)
Biological process (GO): G protein-coupled receptor signaling pathway
Cellular component (GO): membrane
Molecular function (GO): G protein-coupled receptor activity
Source: RefSeq, a predicted model, not a curated record